Messenger RNA from Clonostachys byssicola, 2073 nucleotides. The record is from the annotation of a GenBank genome assembly. Lineage: Eukaryota; Fungi; Ascomycota; Sordariomycetes; Hypocreales; Bionectriaceae.
AUGGCUUCACCCCCUCCAUCCGCCCCUACAGAUCCCGUGCCCCGAUUCAAGGUGGGCACCACGGCCUGCGUCCGCUGCCGUCAGAAGAAGAAGCGCUGUGACCGGAAACUGCCCAGAUGCCGCCCCUGCGAGUCCGCCGGCGUUGAAUGCUACGGCUUUGAGCCCGCAGCUAAUCGACAGGUUCCACGAGGCUACGUGCAAAGUCUCGAGGAGCGUGUGGCGUUUCUAGAAUCCAAGCUGCGAGAUGCCGGUGACCCAGAGGAAGAUCUCUUAGACCAACAGCCCUCGACCGCCGCUCGAGCCCCGGCAAGAGCAUCGGAAUCAUCCGCUUUUGCCUAUCUCCUAGAAGCAGCAGCAGGAACCUCACCUGAGACUACAAGCUCACACUCACAUGCUGUUCUAAAUGAUAUCACGACACGGCCUCUCGAGGCCAUCCGUGUCCUCGAGCAAGGGGGGGUUGCAAAACCAGAGGCCGAGUUCUCCAAACUUCUAUUGCGCGGCCUACUCCUUGCCAGGCCUUCUCAUUGCCGGGGUCAGCAAGAGCAGCUACAACAACCUACAUCUCACUUUGUUGAUAAUCUCAACACUGGUCCUAGUACCCUUCCCGCGAAAGAGGUCGCAGAAAAUCUCACCAGAGAGUUAUUCCUCUCCGCCAACCUUGGCAUGCCGCUGUUGCACGAGCCCACCUUCACGAAAAAGCUAGCUCUAGUAUACGAGAUGCCUCACGUAAUCGACCUCACUCUAACCCAUACCACCUCCGUUUCUAGAGUUGCCGUAUUCUUUGUCCUCGAAGUUUUCGCCAUCGCCCUUUUGACGAUGCAGAAGCAAGAUCCAGCCAGGAUUCCCACAUCCGUGGCUGAUCGCUACCAUCGGGGCGCUGUUUCAGCCCUGAUGGAGGCUGGCUUGCCCGAAGGUGUCGAGGGAGUGCAGGCGCUUCUUCUCAUCGGGCAAUAUUUCUACUUUCACCCAACUCUGUGGACCGUAUGGAACACUGUCGGUGCAGCAUUCCGGCUUGCUGUCGAGCUAGGACUUCACCUUGAUCCGACGCCAGCCGAGUCCCCAGACGCAUUGACGCUCGACAUCCGGCGUAGAACUUUCUGGGUAGCCUACUCCAUGGACCGCAACAUCUCCAUCUCUCAGGGGCUCCCUUCAUGUUUGUCAGACGGGGCCAUCGAUGUCAAGUUCCCCAGUGAAGUCGACGACCACCUGAUAAAACCAGAAGGAAUCGAGACGACCGACGAGAAACUAUCCGGCUCCAAGCUGGUAAGCAUCCACCUGUUCAGAUACCGCCAAAUCCAAUCUGAGAUGCGGAUGGUCCUCAACGAAAAGCCCCCACCGCCGUACGGCCCGGUCAACAUGGAGCAGUGGCAGCAACGAAUGCGAGACCGCAUCAACAGGUGGUAUGAAACGAUCCCCCGCAGAGACAGGCUCAACGCCCGCGACGAAACGGUGAUUGAGACCUUCGAACUCACCUACCACACCGCGCUGGCGUACCUCUACCGCCCGUCACCCAACAACCCCGAGCCUUCAGGGGCACAGCUGGUUGCCAUGACGCAGUCCGCGAUCAGGAUCAUCCAGCUCAACAGGAAGUUCUUCCUCGAGAAGAAACUCACCAUCUACUGGCAGGCGGUAAACAACCUAUACUCGGCAGGCACGGCCCUCAUGUACGGAUACGUCACCUCCGCCCAGCUGCGAGAGUUCAUCGGGUUCCGCUCCUUCGAGUCCACCCUACACGCGUGCUCCUCGGUGCUCUGGGGGAUGGUGGAGCGCUUCCCAACCUUCCAGUUCAAGCGCGACGCCUUCGACGUUGCCGUGGCGGCAGUGCUGGCAGAUCUCAACGAGUCGUCUCAGGGGGGAGGCGGAUUGCGAGACUCGCCGGCCACGGCUCGCACGGAGGGAACGAGCCCAGAGCUCCAGCAGUCACCAUGGCUUUCACCUGAAACCAUGGCGCAUGAGACUGCGGUAGAGGAUGCGCCGGCGAUGCCAUCGACGGUCAUGGACUUGGUGGAUUUGACCAUGCUGUGGGAGGCAACCGAGGACUUGAGUGGUAUUCCGGCCUCGACCUGGAUAUAA